Molecule: messenger RNA, 3478 nt
Organism: Anguilla rostrata (American eel)
Lineage: Eukaryota; Metazoa; Chordata; Actinopteri; Anguilliformes; Anguillidae
Gene: glt8d1
Product: glycosyltransferase 8 domain containing 1
Exons: 10
Coding region: 171-1289 (372 amino acids)
Cellular component (GO): Golgi apparatus
Molecular function (GO): glycosyltransferase activity
Source: RefSeq, a predicted model, not a curated record
AUCAUAUCGCUCGUAAAUAAAUUAAGGCAUGAAUUAAACCGCAUAUUUGGUGGGCCAUUGAAGCACAGCUAGCUCGCUACCUAGAAGAAACAGUCGUUGAUGUCGAGUUGGCACUUUGGCUUGGAAGUUAGCGCAUCUUGAGAGUACUUGGUACUUCUAUCCGGAGCAAGAUGACAGUACGAAGAGUAAACAUUUUAAUUCUGGUGCUGGUUGCCAUCGCAUUUCUUAUAAUUGUGCGUCGGAAUCUUCUGAGUCUGAGUGACUUCUUAAAGAGCGAAAGCACAGAUGCAUUACCUGGUGUGCUGCACCCUUUUGACCCUGACUUUGCCAUUGAGUCUCCACGAAAAUCUGAAGUUGCCAGAACGGGAGAAGAAAUCCCUGUCUUGAUCACGGCAGGAGAGGAGAGGCUCGGUGCUGUGGUAGCAGCUAUGAACAGCGUGUACCGUAACAGCAAAUCCAACAUUGUUUUCAACAUUGUUACCAUGAAUGACACAGAAGAUCAUCUAAAAACUUGGCUCAGCAAAACUCACCUGAGUGAAGUCAAUUAUAAAAUUAUUCGGUUUGACCCAAGGAUUCUGAAUGGUAAAAUAUCAAAGGAUCCCCCGAAUGUUGACACCGUGAAACCGCUGACAUUUGCCAGAUUUUAUAUGCCCAUGUUCAUUCCGGAUGCAGAGAAAGCAAUAUAUUUAGAUGAUGACGUCAUUGUACAAGGUGAUAUCCAGGAACUGUUUGAUACUAACCUUAAGGCAGGGCAUGCGGCUGCAUUCUCUGAUGAUUGUGACUCUGCAUCCUCCAAAGGUAUCAUUCGAGGGGCUGGAAAUCAGAACAACUACAUUGGCUUCUUGGAUUUCAAAAAGGAAGCGAUCAAAAAGCUUGCCAUGCGAGCCAACACAUGCUCAUUCAACCCUGGGGUCUUUGUGGCCAAUCUGACUGAGUGGAAGCACCAGAACAUCACCAGCCAGCUGGAGAGAUGGAUGGAACGGAACGUGGAGGAGGACCUCUACAGCAGAGCUCUGGCUGCUAGUAUCACCACACCUCCCUUGCUGAUUGUUUUCUACAAGCGUCACUCCAGCAUUGACCCAAUGUGGCAUGUCCGGCACCUUGGAUCCACUGGAGCUGGAAAUCGAUAUUCCCCCCAGUUUGUGCAAGCUGCCAAACUCCUGCACUGGAAUGGACAUUACAAGCCCUGGGGGUGGACUUCGUCUUUCUCUGAUAUUUGGGACAAGUGGUACAUUCCAGAUCCAACUGGCAAGUUUCACCCCAUUCGAAGACACACAGAAGACAAGUAAACCUUGACAGACUGUAAGCUACGUGGCUUCUCUUCUCCUCAACUUUUCAUUGACUUCUGAGGAAGGUUUACUUGAUUCAAGAACAUUACAGCGUGUAAUUCACCGAUGCCUGUGAGGGAUUAUCACAAUGUUUCUCAGCUCACUGGCACAGUACUGAUCAUAUGACUGAGAUUGACCUACUAUUGUGCCCCAGGGACAUUGUUCUUACUGUGGAUUUGACAGAUUGAGAAGUAUUCCAACAAAAUGUAAUUCCAGCCUGUUGCCGGUUGUGUCUUGCACUUUAAAUUUUUACAUAUGUGGUGUUAAUACUAAGUUCAUAGCAGGACCAAGCUUAAUGCAGUUGCUGUCAUAUUGCCAUCAUUUUACAAAAAAGUAAAAGCAUGCAUGAGAUUGCGUAUAGAUAAGCUUUAGAUAUUUAAUUUUGGCAGCUGCUUUGGUGUGAAUGCUGUCACUGGUUUUCUGCUUUUUUAUCAUGAUGAUGUAAGGAUUUCUACCACUUGAGCAUUUUAACUUAAGCGUUGGUUAACAUGUUUUCAGGGAAGUGUUCUCACUUUGCUAAUGCUGUGCAUAAAUGUAUGUUUAAAAAAAACCUAGAGAAUAUUUAGCAUACUACAGGGAUUGCUGACCAUUGUUUUAAAAGAUGUAAUUUGUUAACCAAAUAUAACUGCAUUAUGCAUGGUAUGAAUUCUUUCCUAGAAUUUCCAGGAAAGACCGUAUGGAUGAGGUCUGAUUGUCUCUAUAAUCUCUCGACCAUUCCUAGGAAAUCUUAGGUUUCCCACAUGACCCGGAAGUAAUCAUUUUUAAAAAGCAAAAUGUAUGUGUGUACUGUAUGCUGCAAAUUAAGUGCUACUGAUUGAUUUCAUUGACAUAUUGCUUGCUUUUUUGCCAGAAAAAUAACUUGUUGUAGUAUUUUAAAAACGAUUGCAUUAUCCAUACUGGCUCGAACAAUUUUACGCAGAAACUGUUCUGUACUUAAUAUUAUCAACAAAAGAUAGCCUUCUAAUGCUAGACUUUUGGGUAUAGAAAGGAAGGGGGGAAUAGUUGUUUGCUGAAAAGACAGAGUCAUGAUCUACUUUAUAAUGGUUAACAUUUGAGGCAAUGUAUAUGAAUGUUCAGCAGCAAAUAGGAAACUGGACAUACAUUUGUCAAGUUAUCACCAAGCUGCAGCCAGGUCAAAGCAUUAUCAAUGUGCUUUUCAGUUUCCUUCCCAAAUUUUGACAAGGUAUUCCCUAGCUUUGAGGUCAACAUACAAACAAGUUUCAUGAUGAUCAGCCAUUGCUAAGCCUGUCACUUGCCCACCAACAACUGAUUGGCUGAUGGCUGCCAUAUUUUUUUCAGAUCAUUAUACAUUCCUUGGCAGAUUGACACCAAGACAGGAAAUGCAAAGAUUAAUCUUUACUGCUCAAAAAAAUUGAGGAUUAAAAAACAUUUUUGUUUAUUUUUCUCUUACAGUGCCACCUAUUGGCUAAGCACCACAAAAUUAGUAUGCUGCCUCUGAGUCAACCAUUGUACACGUACGCCAAGUUUUCUGAUGAUCGGACAAAGCACUCAGAAGUUACAGCUGUUGUAGUAAAAUGGCCGCAUGCACAACUAUUUAGUUGCAUAUGGCCAUAUUGUCUUGAAAGUUCAACAUUUCUUUGAUAAUUAUUCCAUUUCAGAUUCUACAGAUUCUUUCAAGGCUAAUUUGGUGACACCAAAGGCUUAAUGGCAUUUGACUAGUUUGUGAGAAAAUAAAAUAAAAUAAAAAUAAAAUAAAAUAAAAAUUCUAAAUGGUGAAAAAACAAAAUGUUUGCAGAUGUUUUUUGAGGCAGGGUUUGCAAACAUGCCAAAACCUGCAUGCUUCCUCGGAAUAUGGAUUGUACUUAUGUACCAAAUUUUGUGAGGAUUGGACAAGGCACUCAAGAGUUACAGCUGUUUAAGUAUAUAUUGUUUAUUUAAAAUUACUGAUGGUCUCAUGAUGUCAUUACCACUUGUGGUCAAAAUGAUAACUGUAUCGAAUACAUUUUCAUGAUUGAAAAUAGUUCAGGGGAACAACAACAAAUAAAUGAGCGUUGCCAAUAAAUCAGUGUGUGGGUGCCUGCACGGGCAACUGUUAAAUGCUUUGUAAUUUCACUGUUAAUUUUUCAUAAUAAUAAAGUUAUUUGAAUACAAAUUAAAUGAAAAUGAUGAUUAAAUCAUGCUGCUGAGUU